AUGGUGGAGCUGCGCCACGAGAACAACUUCGCGGAGCUGAAGAAGCACACCGACCUCCAUCCUAUCAAGCGCAACGUCAUGCGCUGGUCAUCUACAUUCACGAUGCUGGAGCGUUACAUUCGUAUUCGCUCCGAGAUCAAGAAGGUGGAGGCGGUUGAGGAGCUGAUCCCAACGGGGGGCAAGCACCGCAAGCUCGUGGUCUUAUUCGAGCAUCUGAAGAAGUUCGAGAGUAUCUGCAAGCGGCUGCAGCGCGAGGAUACGGACAUGGCGGAGGUGCGAGCACCUCAAGACGUCCUGCACACUCCCGCCUUUGAGACAGGUGUUGUGAAGGUGAUCGCUGGGGCAGCUCUCUCGCAGUCGGAAACAGCAGCUCUGAAGCGCUUCGAGGUCAAGGGCCCAGCUGGAAAGAAGCGUAAGGAGAGAGAGGAGGACUACGCGUCGUCGCUACUCCGAGGGAAGGGGAAGAAGGAGAAGCAGACCGCCGGAGCCACCAGCUACAUGCCUCUCGUGAAGAUGAUCCCACCGACUUCAAACACUUGCAAGCUCCUUUUGACCCCGCAGCGGCGUGCUAUACUCCCGGCGAACUUCGAACAGCUCGCGUUCCUUCGCGUCAACCGCCCCAUGUGGGAUGUUACGACGGUUGCUAGCGUUAGUGCUGAGGAAACCCUUUAGAUCGUAAUCCAGCUAACGAAAGUGCGAUC
Messenger RNA from Phytophthora sojae, 701 nucleotides. RefSeq lists its product as hypothetical. The record is from RefSeq and is a predicted model, not a curated record. The transcript has 3 exons. NCBI's taxonomy places the organism in Eukaryota, Oomycota, Peronosporomycetes, Peronosporales, Peronosporaceae. Bases 1 to 672 code for a protein of 223 amino acids.